Schistocerca piceifrons (Central American locust) is the source of this 727-nucleotide messenger RNA. RefSeq lists its product as uncharacterized. The transcript is spliced from 5 exons. NCBI's taxonomy places the organism in Eukaryota, Metazoa, Arthropoda, Insecta, Orthoptera, Acrididae. Bases 91 to 408 code for a protein of 105 amino acids. The record is from RefSeq and is a predicted model, not a curated record.
GGCAAGGAGCACGCGACGGCCGCUGUUUAAUUUUGCACGUGUGCAGGCCAGCGGACUCGCACCUGUUGCGGGCCCCGGCGCGCGGGGAUCAUGUUUUCAGGACGCUCUCUACACCACAAAUUGCUGCCUAUAAUAUCAGCCAAAAGCCCGCGGCCUGCCGGCGCCGGCUCGCCGUCUCGCCUGCUCGUCUCUCGUCUCGUCUCCUCUCGUCCGUCUCGUCUGGACGCCGUAACGAGCGUCACGACGCCUCUUCCACCGAGCCGGGCUUCGGCGACGGGAUUCGGUAGCAGAGACGACCCGGACGUGCGAUUUGGUGAUGUGGGCGUAGCGACAAUGGAGCCCCGAGAUACAAACGAUCAGCAGGUGACGGCGGAAAUGCGGAGGGGGCGGAGAAAUUUUUCCCUGUAGCUACAGCAACUGCGUCAAAUGUUCUGUCCGGAUUGGGAUCCUAACACAUGCAUCGAAUGUCAGCACGGAGAGAAAUGAAGUUGCUUGCUACGUACGAAGAUGACAAAUUAUGUUUCACGUAGAGCGGCGGCAUCCCGAUGGAACAAGAAUGAUGCGGCAAGAUAUCUACUGGACGUGAAGAAUGAAUUACCUAUUCAGGCAUACUGUAAUUUUUGGCUGUUCAUCGUAUAUCGAACCAAAAAUACGUAAUUUGAUAACUGUAAAUAGAAAUUUUCUACAAAAUAGACUUGUAUUUCAUGUCACAGUAGAAAAUAAAUUU